Molecule: messenger RNA, 2230 nt
Organism: Gopherus evgoodei (Goodes thornscrub tortoise)
Lineage: Eukaryota; Metazoa; Chordata; Testudines; Testudinidae
Product: zinc finger protein 660-like
Exons: 5
Coding region: 1-1539 (512 amino acids)
Biological process (GO): regulation of DNA-templated transcription
Source: RefSeq, a predicted model, not a curated record
AUGCCCUGGGGCGCUAACGCUAACGGAGGGGAUCAGCAGCUGAAACUGCGCAUGCUCCUUGGGAGCUCCGGUGUGGGAUGGACGAUAAAACUGCUGCUGCCGCCUCCGUGUGAGCGAGAAGUCCCGGGGGCGGCAGUUUCUCUCGGCCCCGGGAACCUGGGAGAAGCCUCGGAGCUGCCUCGGCCCCAGGAGCUGCAGCAGGAUCCGCCCCGCUGGGAUGGGGGGGGCGGGCUGCAGAAUGACGUCCAUGUUUUGCUCCAGCUCAUCCCAACCUCCCAUGACAGAGGGAAGAGAAAUGGCUGCAGUGGAGCCAGCUCAGGGUUUCCAGUUUCCAGACCUCCUAUAAUUUCCCAUCUGGAACAAGGGGAAGAGCCAUGGGUCCCAGACCUCCAGGGUUCAGAGGAAAGAGAGAUCCAGAGAGUUGCCUGCACAGCAGGUGACACAGUGGUAUGUGAGAAAGAGGAGCAGAAUUGUCAGCAGGAACAUGUUGAGCAAGUGGCUGAACACAGAGAAUUAUCGCAAAGAUCGAAAAGGAAUGUGUCCAGGAGUCAUGAGCAGGAAAACUCCUGUGAGAUUCAGCACAGACCAGAAAGAGAGGAAGGAAAGCAAGCAGGGGAGAAAAUGGGUAAAUUUAUUUCCUGUCGGGGAACUCAGAGUGUCAAGGAAACCACAACACAGCAGGAAAUCCUCAUGGGAAAGAGGAAAAAUACAUGCAGUGAGUGUGGAAAAACCUUCACUUACAGCUCAGCCCUUUCUCAACAUCAGAGAAUCCACACAGGAGAGAGGCCCUAUGAAUGCCGUGAGUGUGGGAAAAGCUUCGCUCACAGCUAUCGCCUUACUGCGCAUCAGAGAAUCCACACAGGGGAGAAGCCCUAUGAAUGCCGUGAGUGUGGGAAAAGCUUCACUCACAACUUUCAGCUUACUACGCAUCAGAGAAUCCACACAGGGGAGAAGCCCUAUAAAUGCAGUGAGUGUGGGAAAAGCUUCACUGACAGCUAUAUCCUCACUAUGCAUCAGAGAAUCCACACAGGGGAGAAGCCCUAUGAAUGCAGUGAGUGUGGGAAAAGCUUCACUAGCAGCUCAGGCCUUUGCAAACAUCAGAGAAUCCACACAGGGGAGCAACUUACUAGGCAUCAGAGAAUCCACACAGGGGAGCGGCCCUAUGAAUGCAGUGAGUGUGGGAAAAGUUUCACUCACAGCUUUUGCCUUUCUCAACAUAAGAGAAUCCACACAGGGGAGAGGCCUUUUGAAUGCAGUGAGUGUGGGAAAAGCUUCACUUCCAAGUCAAGCCUUAUUACCCAUCUCAGAAUCCACACAGGGGAGAGGCCCUAUAAAUGCAGUGAGUGUGAGAAAAGCUUCAGUUCCAAUUCAAACCUUAUUUUGCAUCUCGGAAGACACACAGGGGAGAGGCCCUACAAAUGCAGUGAGUGUGGGAAAAGAUUCCCUAGCAGCUCAGGCCUUUGCAGACAUCAGAGAAUCCACACAGGUAUGCGACCCAGUGGAAGCGGUGAGAGUGGGAAAACCUUGUCUUGCCACUGAGCCCAUGUGAGCCAUCAGAGAAUCUGCAAGGAGGAUCAACACUAUAAAACUCUCUAGGGCUAUCAAUACUUUAAUACUUUCCUGAUUCCCACAGAUUAACUUUUAAAAGCUGUUUGAAGCACCGAUAACCCUCACUUUGCCCAGAUGAGUGAGUGACCUGUUUUUGCAUUUUCCAGUUUGACCUCUUUGAGGUGGACUCAUUUGUCCUUUCUAUCAACUCCAUUCUCCCAUGAGUAAUUCUAGUGUGCCCUUCCUAUCAGGAACCAGGGAGCAUCACAUUUAUACCAGUCUUCCUAUUGCCAAGUUAUUGUUAGAGUCACCAGUGAUACAGAUUGUAUCAUUGCCAGUUGUUCUCAUGCUCUGCUGAAGAGCAGUUAUAAUGGGAACUUUUUCAUAUUAAAUUUAAAUGAAGAGGAGCAGGGGCAGGAAAAAAAGUGUCAUUUCAGCCUCUGUGGUACUGGAAGGAGACGUAAAAAGCAACAGAGUCCUGUGGCACCUUAUAAACUAAAAUACGUAUUGGAGCAUAAGCAAUAUACAGAAACCUGUAGAAGAACACUUCAAUCCCCCUGGACACACAAUAGCAGACUUAAAAGUAGCCAGCCUGCAGCAGAAAAUACUUCAGGGCCAGACUUCAAAGAGAAACUGCUGAGCUCCAGUUAAUCUGCAAAUCUGACACCAUCAGCGCAGGAUU